GGAAAAUAAAAUCCUGAAACAAUUGCAAUUCGCGGACUCAGCAUAGCAUAGCCCACCGCUGAGAAAAUCAAAGCGCUGUCGUUUCGAGAGAGAGAGAGAGAUGGCGGAAGAGAAGAAUGAUAACGAGACGACGGAGAAUGUGGUUUCCGAAGCGGAGGCGCUGCCGAAGGCUAUCGUGCGCCGGGUGGUGAAGGACAAGCUUUCCCAGCUCUCCACCGGCUCCGAGAUUACCGUUCUCCGCGACUCGUUCCUCGCCUUCUCUGAGAGCACGCGCAUCUUCAUCCACUACCUCUCCGCCACUGCAAAUGACAUAUGUAAGGAGUCAAAAAGAAAUAUGAUCAAUGCAGAAGAUGUAUUCAAGGCCCUGGAAGAGAUAGACUUUCCAGAGUUCAUUGGGCCUCUGCGGGAUUCUCUUGAAGAGUUUAGACAACGGAAUGCCGGGAAGAAGCAGUCUAAGGCAAAAGAAACAAACACGAAUGCAAAACGGAAAGAGCCACCCCCAUCUGAACCCAGUGAAGGUCGAAACAAACGACAGGUGGUUGAAAAUGAGGACGAGGAUAACUCAGACUGAGGCAGGAUUUUUGCUCACCUCUACCACAAGCAAGAUUAGCAUAGUGUUGCUGAUCCUCUUCUAUACUUCCAACAUCAUUCUUUGUUGAGGAAUUAUUUAAAUCACAACACCCUGCUUUGCCAUCUUGUGCUAUUUGUUUUCAGAUUUGUGUAUGUGCGUAUGUUGCUGGUAGAGGUGAGCAGCAUACAGUUUUUAACCUUUUCAGCUAUUGAAAUUAAUUUAAGAUUA
Molecule: messenger RNA, 799 nt
Organism: Salvia hispanica
Lineage: Eukaryota; Viridiplantae; Streptophyta; Magnoliopsida; Lamiales; Lamiaceae
Gene: NF-YB11
Product: nuclear factor Y, subunit B11
Biological process (GO): DNA damage response; leading strand elongation; heterochromatin formation
Cellular component (GO): CHRAC; epsilon DNA polymerase complex
Molecular function (GO): chromatin DNA binding; protein heterodimerization activity
Source: RefSeq, a predicted model, not a curated record